ACAACGGACGCAGCGGGAGGGACGCUCGCUCCGGGGUCACGUGGCGCCGCCAUGGCGCCUCCCCCCGCCCGCGUGUUCGCCGAGCUCGGCCCUGAGCGGGCCUUGGUGGAACGCGGCGGGUCCCCGGUGCCGCCGCCCGGGCGGGAGGUGCGUGUAAGCGGCAGCGCGGAGCUGAGCGCCGGGCCGGACCGCGCGCGGGUGUCGGUGCGCCUGGGCAGCCGGAAGGAGGCGGCGGAGGCGGCGCGGAGCAGCGUCACUCGGCGGCUCGAGUUCAUCGCGCACCGCGCGCGGCUCCGCGGCGUCACGGAAGAAAAUAUGACUAUAACGGAGGAUUUUAGCAGAGUAGAAAAUACUUACCAAAUGGAAGCAGAGGUCUGUAUUACAUUCAGCGAUUUUGGAAAAAUGCAGAAAGUUUGCAAUCUACUUAUUGAAAAGUUAGGAACCUCUGUUACCAUCAGUCCACCUCAUUUCUACCAUACACCAGAAGCUCUAGACACUCUUCGCCGCCAGGUAUGCGUUGCUGCUGUUCGAAACACAAGGCGGAAAGCUCAAGAAGUCUGUCAACUGUUUGGCCAGUCACUGGGAAAACCUUUAUUAAUAAGAGAAGAAGAAACAAAAGAAUGGGGAUGCCACAUAGACAGUCCUGUAUCGAACUCCCCAGAUUCACUGACUCUGCAGGAAAGAAUCCAGAAUGCUACUGCUUAUGCUUCUUGUAGAGUGUUUGCUGUGUUUGAGAUACGGGGAAAAGAACACAAAAGAAACAAGUUGCUUUAGAAACUUUCAAAUACUACACAUUUUCUUAAUAAAC
Messenger RNA from Cuculus canorus (common cuckoo), 808 nucleotides. RefSeq names its product interleukin 1 receptor associated kinase 1 binding protein 1 (gene IRAK1BP1). Lineage: Eukaryota; Metazoa; Chordata; Aves; Cuculiformes; Cuculidae. Bases 52 to 774 code for a protein of 240 amino acids. The record is from RefSeq and is a predicted model, not a curated record. The transcript is spliced from 4 exons. Gene Ontology annotation, biological process: immune response; canonical NF-kappaB signal transduction.